AUGUCUGACGAAAGCGACACGCCACACAGAUACAGGAGGCGCCGAAAUUACUUCGACGACUAUAGCACCGAUGACGAAGAGUAUGCUCGGCCAAUAGAGCUAUCUUUUUCAACAAACUCACCAGACAUGUUUGCCGAGUCAGGCGUGGGGUCGGAUAUUUCUUCGGGAAUAAUUGACCUCUGCGAUGACUCGGAUGAUGAUGAUGUGGUCGAGAGGCAGCCUAUUUACUUGGAAGAUCAGGGCGUUCUAGAAAAAGUAUUUGCCGAAGAAUGGGAUUAUGUUCCCGGCAUAUCAGCAAUCCAACCAAAUGAUGAGCAGGCAACCAUCGAUGCGAUAUUUGAUCAAGAAGACCCGUUUGCCGGUACUACUGCUGAUGCUGCUGCUGCUGACGCUACUGGUGCUGCUGCUACUGGUAAUAUAUCGCCCAGCCCUCCGAGUCCAGAUUUUGACCCCAGCCAAGCCAGGGGCCUGGAUGAUGAAGUUGCGCAGCUGGAGCAGCAAAUUGAACAAGCUGUUUCAUCGGACGAGGCGCAACAAACAGCAGCUCAGCCCAGGCUAAUAAAUAGAAAAAACCCGUCGGCUAGGCGAAAAUUAAAUUUUUAA
Adelges cooleyi (spruce gall adelgid) is the source of this 603-nucleotide messenger RNA. RefSeq lists its product as uncharacterized. The record is from RefSeq and is a predicted model, not a curated record. Lineage: Eukaryota; Metazoa; Arthropoda; Insecta; Hemiptera; Adelgidae. The transcript has 4 exons. Bases 1 to 603 code for a protein of 200 amino acids.